Molecule: messenger RNA, 1205 nt
Organism: Daldinia caldariorum
Lineage: Eukaryota; Fungi; Ascomycota; Sordariomycetes; Xylariales; Hypoxylaceae
Product: membrane-associated proteins in eicosanoid and glutathione metabolism
Exons: 2
Coding region: 274-726 (150 amino acids)
Cellular component (GO): membrane; nuclear envelope; endoplasmic reticulum
Molecular function (GO): glutathione transferase activity; glutathione peroxidase activity
Source: RefSeq, a predicted model, not a curated record
AAAAAAAAAAAAAAAAAAAAAAAGAGGUCUACCCACAUGGUCCAUAGCUUAGAUAGGUACCGUUUCCCGCACUAUCAGAACUGCGCAGAAGCUUCACGAUCUACACAGGGACCUGGAAUCCCCCCAUCUUCUCCGCCAUCCGUUUGUAACGCUAUAUAAUAGCACUAUAUAAGAUAAAUAAAUCUCUACUUUUCUUCUAAAUCUCAACAUAAAUUCUAUAUUUCAUCUAAAUAACCUAUUUAUAUAUAUCUACAUAUCGACCUACAUUACACAAUGGCGUCCUAUGCACUCCAAGUACCAAGCGAAUACGGCUACGUCCUGACCGUUGCCGCCUCUUCGCUCUUCGUCAACACAUACCACUUCAUACUAAGCGCAAAAGCACGCAAGAACAGUGGCCUAACUUACCCGAUCCCCUACGCUAGCCAGGAACAGGCCGCCAAAGACCCCAAGGCUUACAAGUUUAACUGCGCUCAGCGCGCCCAUGCCAACUUCAUCGAGCACCAGCCGUCUUUUCUCACUGCUUUGCUUAUCUCCGGCUUGUGGUUCCCGACCGCAAGCGCCGCCCUCGGCGCUGGUUGGGUCUUUGCACGCACGUGGUACGCCGCCGGUUACACAUCCGGUGGCCCUUCGGGUAGGCUCAGCGGUUUCUAUAUCAGCGCCCUGUGCGACAACGCGUUGAAGAUUAUGGCCGUUAUCGCUAGUAUCAAGUUGCUCCCUCAAGUUUAGGGCAUUGAGCUAGGACGACGAAAACAUAGAAAGAAAGAAAAAAGGGAAGGGGAGGGGGAAGAUAAUAGAAUUAACGCGGGAAAAGUAAAAGAGUAACUAGAUUUCCUUAUAACUAAGUGAAAUUUACACUAUUCUGAUCAAGUAUUAAACUCUAUUAUCCCAAAUGUUUCCACGUUAGAUGGGCAAAUAAGUCAUAGGCCAAGACAUUUUGCUCAAUCCAUUAUGUGCCACUAAGCCGCGGCUUGGGAAUAAUAUUUAACACAUAUAUCAGGCCACUUGGUAAAGUUAGUCUCAUCAAUGAUAUGUCCAAAACGAAAGUAUAAUCCAAUUUGGAUAAUUAAUUGAUAGGUAAAUGGGCACUGGCCUGCGAGCUUAGGUCAAGCCGUGGUAGCUGGGUUUCUUACCAUGGAUGGCUCAGAGCAGGGAGCAGCGCCAAAAAUAGUAAGGCAAAAGAAAUGAGGCGCCCAAAGCUGAGAACU